Phasianus colchicus (ring-necked pheasant) is the source of this 5106-nucleotide messenger RNA. The record is from RefSeq and is a predicted model, not a curated record. Lineage: Eukaryota; Metazoa; Chordata; Aves; Galliformes; Phasianidae.
GGGGCGCUCCGUGGGGCGCUGUGGGGUCGGGGGGUCCUGGGGGGGUCCGGCGGUGUUUGGGGCCAUCGGAAGGGGCAGUUCCCUGGGUCCCGGGGCAGUUAGGAGCACCGUGGGGUGGUUGGGGGGGGCAGUUACCCGGUAUCUGAGGCCGUUGGGGAUCCGUGGGGCAGUUUGUGGGACCUGAAGGGGGCAAUCGGGAGGGCCUGGGGGCGGCCGGGGGGCCUUUGAGGGAGCUGGGGGGUCCCUAGGUCGGUUGCUGGGGGUCCUGAGGUAUUCUGGGGGGCCCUGGGGCAGUUUGGAGGAGCCCGGGGGUGGCUGUGAGUAAACUGGGGCAGUUUGGAGGACCUUGGGGCAAUUUCUGGGGUUCCUGGCGUAUUUUGGGGGGCGCUGGGGCAGUUUAGGACUCCCUCAGGCAGUUUGCAGGACAUUGAGGUGAUUCAGGGCAUCCCUGGGGCGUUUGGAGGGCCCUGGGGCAGUUUAGGGGGUCCCUGGGGCGGUUUAGGGGGUCCCUGCGGCAGUUAGCAGCACCCUGGGGCAGUUCAGUGGCUGCUUGAGGGAUCCCAUGCGUAGUUUGGGUGUCCCUGGGGCAGUUUGUGGGGUCACCGGGGCAAUUUCCAGGGAUAUGGGGCUGGGGGGGCGAUUAGAGGGGGCAGUUUGAGACCGGGGGGGGCAAGAGGAGAAUGGAGGACGCAGCUGGGUGGGGGUCUGCUGGAUUUGGGGUGACCGAGUGGCACUUGGGGUGAGAUGUGGGGGUUGGGGGGCAACUGCGGCUGCGGGGGGAAGGGGAGGCAAUUGUUUGAGUGGGGCAGUUGUUCCCACCCUUCAGGCCAUGCAGCGAAGGCGUCCCCGAGGCCUCGGCGCCGUGGGGGGCACAGGUCGGUUCUUCCCCUCCCACCCCCCAUCCCGAAUGCUGGGCUCUGUGGAUCGGAGGUCCCCGUGAGGGGGGGUCCGGCAGCCCCCCAUGAUGUGGGUCCCCGCAGGGUGGGGGUCAGCGCCGAGGCAGCCCCUCGCCAGCGACUCGGAGGACGAGGAGCCCCCCCAGCGCUGUCCCAACAGCGCAGACACCGCCUCCCCCCAAGUGGUGCCAGAGAGGUAAGUGGGGCCCCAGCAGUGGGGUCAGGAGGGGGGCUGAAGCCCUUGGCCUCAUUUGGAGACCCCAAACCCCUCCGUGUGCCGUGCAGCGACCUGGAGGAGCCGGAUGUGUCCCCCAACGUCCCCGUGCUCCGAAAACGCCUCCCCCCCUCCUCAACUUUGGGCUGCGCUGAUCUGGACGUCGGGGGACCCAAAAAGCGCCGUUUAGACCCCAAAAUGCCCCCAGAUCCUGGUGCUGAGCCCCAAAAUCGCUGUGUGAGCCCCAAAGAUGUGGUGGGUACAGAUGUGGAGCGGUGGAAGGGCAGCGAUCCAAGUUUGGGCAUUGAGAGCGAUACGGAUGAUGAGGAGCACCCAAAAUCUGCUGUUCUUCACCCAAAUCGCCACCAAUCCGCCCUUGAGAGAAGCGCUGACCUUGGUGUGGCCCAAAGAACCCCAAAUCCGGACAUGGGGGGCACCAAAAAUGGGCGCUGGAUGCUCACAGUGGACAGCGACACCGACAAGGAGGAGGCUGAGCUCCUUCCGCCCAUCCGACGGCCAAAAAUACGGCGAAAAGCCCCAAAUGUGCCCCAAAGUGCCGUGAUGGUGGGGGCGAAGAGCCCGCAGUCAGACCCCCGAGGUCCAAACAACGGAUUUCAGGUCGCCGUGGUAGGCAGCGAUACGGAUGUGGAGGUGGGGAGCUCAGUUUUGGGGGUUGGAAGUUCCCAAAGCGGACAGUGGGCGCUCACGGUGGACAGCGACACGGAUGUGGAGGAAAGCGGAGCAGAUCUGGGUGUGGAACGGCCCCAAAACCGUCAGAUGAGCCCAAAUGUUCCAAAAGUAGGGCUGGAGAGCCCAGGUCCACCUCCUGGGGGUCCUCGGGAGGAGCCUUUGGUGCUGAUGGUGGAUAGCGAUACGGACGUGGAGGACUGCGGGGCGGAUCCAGAUGUUCUGUGCUCCACCACCCUCCAGGUGACCCAAAAUGUGCCAACCCCCCCCAGUAUUGAGGCUGAUGGUCCCCAAAAAGAACAACAGGCACCGGAGGUGGGCAGUGAUCCAGAUGUUGGCGGCCCUCCAAGUGGAGACCCAGAUCCAGAGGUUGGGGGACCCAAAAUCCAUCAGCAACUGCCUCUGGUUGACAGCGAUACAGAUGUGGAGGAGGACAUUGCGUAUCCAAGGGUCCCCAUGAGCACCCCAAAGCCCCUCAUUGGUGUGGGUGUGGUGAUGGAGACCCCAAAUCCUCAUCUUAAAGGAUCUCAGAGGGGAGGUCAGAACCUGGAGGUGGACAGUGACACAGAUGUGGAAGGAGAAGAGCAGCAUCCAGAUGUUCCUCACCCGGAAAACCACCAGGAAGACCACCAGAAAAAACACAAAACAUCCCAGAUUGCCCCUCAGGAUCCAGUUGUGGUGAUGGAGACCCCAAAUCCUCAUCUUAAAGGAUCUCAGAGGGGAGGUCAGAACCUGGAGGUGGACAGUGACACAGACGUGGAGGGAGAAGAGCUGCAUCCAGGUGUUCCUGAUGUGAAAAACCAUGAAAUGCUCCAAAUCACCCCAAAGGAUCCAGCUGUGGUGAUGGAGACCCCAAAUUCCAACCUUAAAAGAUCUCAGGUUGGAGGUCAGAGCCUGGAGGUGGACAGUGACACAGAUGUUGAAGAAGAGCUGAAUCCAGAUGUUUCUCACCCAGAAAACCCCCAAACGGCCCAAAGUGUCCUGAAGGAUCCAGCUGUGGUGAUGGGGACCCCAAAUCCUGACCUUAAAGGCUCUCAGAGUGGAUGUCAGAGGCUGGAGGUGGACAGCAACACAGAUGUUGAAGAAGAGCUGAAUCCAGGUGUUCCUCAUCUGAAAAAACAUGGAAUGCCCCAAAUCGCCCCAAAGGAUCCAGCUGUGGUGAUGGAGACCCCAGAUCCUGGCCUUAAAGGAUCUCAGGUUGGAGGUCAUAGCAUGGAUGUGGACAGUGACACAGAUGUGGAGGGAGAAGAGCUGAAUCCAGAUGUUCCUCACCCGGAAAACCCCAAAACACCCCAAAUUGCCCCAAAGGAUCCAGCUGUGGUGAUGGAGACCCCAAACCCAGAUGUUGUUGCCCUGAAUGGUGACGGUGACACCAAUGUGGGGGACCUCGGUGGCGUCGAAGCCCCCCAAACCCACAAGGCAACACAGAGAUUCAUUGAUUCGGAUGCUGUGGCUGCCUCCGCUCCAGAUGUUGCUCCAGAUGUUGCUCCAGAUGUGGCGGUGACCGCCCCAAAUCCAGCUGUUUCCCCUCCCGCCAGCCCUGGGGGUGGCAGUGACAGCGAUGGGGAGGAGGUGGCUCCCACUCCUCACAUUUGGAGCAGAAUCCGACCCCGAAAUCCAAAUGUUGGGAGCGUGGCGAUGGGCAGCGGUGCCGAUGUGGAGCAGAUGAACCCAAAAUGUGGGAAAUUGACCCAAAAAAGGCAGAGUUUACCCCCAGAACCGUGUGGUGAUGGAGGUGUGGGAGGAACAGCACCAAAACGACACAAUUCAGCCCCACAUACAGACAUGGAGAGCCCCAAACCCAACGAUGGGGCGCAGAGACACAGUGGGGAGACCUUGAGGAUGGGCAGUGAUACAGCUGUGGCUCCAGCCCCAAAAUCUCCGGAUUCAGCCCCAAAUUUGGGCCUCACUGCUAGUGGGCAGCAUCGUCCCAAUGGGGACACGGAUGUGACAGAGAGUGACACCGAGGCUGAGGAUGACCCGGACCUCUUCCUCGCCUCCACGCAGAACUUCCUGCCCCCCACACAGAACUUCCUGCCCCCCACGCAGAACUUCCUGCAGCCCCCAACCCAAGGCGGCUGUCCCCCAGACCCAACCCCAGCUUGGGACCCCGAGGAGCCGACGCAGUGCUUCUACCACCCCGAGGAGGAGGAGGAGAAGGAGGAAGAGCCCCCCCAGAGCCGCGAGGCCACGCGUGUCCCCACGGUGACGCCAGCCCAGGACGACCUGGGGGCCUUGACAGCCCCCAGCAAGGAUGUGGGGGAGGGGCCGUGCCGCAGCCAGCGCCAGACCCGCAGCCGUGGGGGCGGAGCCAGCCGGGAAGGAGGCGGGGCCAAGGCAGCAGGGGGCGGGGCCGCAUCAGACCCCGCCCCUUUGCGCCGCAGUCCCCGCCUCCUGGCCCGGCCUCCGCCGGCAGAGCCCAAGAAGGGGCGUGGCCAAGAGGAGCCCCGCCCACCGCCUGCAACCCGCCCCCGGAGGGGUGGCCACGCCCCCUCUCAGAAGAAAGCACGGGAGGAGGAGCCAGCUGACGUCACUCGGUCCCGGCUCCGCCCCCGGGGAAGCUCCGCCUCCUCCUGCCCCAAGGUGCUGUUCACGGGAGUGGUGGCCUCCCCCGAGAUGGAGGCGGCCCUGGGGGGGCUGGGGGGGUCCAUGGCCGCCUCCGUCUUCGACUGCACCCACCUGGUGACCGACCGCGUCCGCCGCACCGUCAAAUUCCUGUGUGCAGUGGCACGCGGCAUCGCCAUCGUCACCCCCGCGUGGCUCCACCAGAGCGCCCGCAGCGGCCGCGUCCUUCCCCCGGGUCCCUUCCUGGUGCAGGACAGCCAGCAGGAGCAGCACUUUGGCUUCAGCCUGUCCCAGGCUCUCAGCCGCGCCCGCCGCCGCCCUCUGCUGCAGGGCUACGAGGUCCACGUCACCCCCAGCGUCCGCCCCGAACCUGAGCACAUGAAGGACAUCAUCACCUGCAGCGGUGGCACCUUCCUGCCCGCCAUGCCCUGCACUUAUGGGCCCCGCAGACUGGUGAUCUCCUGCCCGGAGGAUGCAGGGUGCUGGGGGCCGGCGCUGGGGGCUCACCUCCCCCUCCUCUCAGCUGAGCUCCUCCUCACCGGGCUCCUCCGGCAGCAGCUGCAGCUCCAGCCCUUCCUUCUCACCCCCCCGGACCCCCCCCAGGAUCCCCCAGUGUCCCCUCGGCGGCUCCGGGACAGGACACAUCGGGACCCCCCCGGUACCCGGCGGCGCGGGCAACUCGGGGUUAAAUGAGGGUUUAUUUUUGCACACACACGCACAAAAAAAAAACAACAAAAAAAAGAA